This is a messenger RNA of Eurytemora carolleeae, 269 nucleotides long. RefSeq names its product myelin P2 protein. Lineage: Eukaryota; Metazoa; Arthropoda; Copepoda; Calanoida; Temoridae. The record is from RefSeq and is a predicted model, not a curated record. Gene Ontology annotation, biological process: fatty acid transport. Gene Ontology annotation, molecular function: fatty acid binding. Gene Ontology annotation, cellular component: cytosol; nucleus.
AAAGUACACGAUGCUGUUAUCUUCUCAGCUUAAUCUGUAAUCAGUUGGAUUAACUUGCAGUUUCUCAGUAAACAGUGUAUACAAGAACAGAGUGAUAAUAUACACACUUGAAGCUUGUUCAAACAAAAUGGAAGCUUUUAUUGGAACCUGGACAUUUGUGGAGUCGGACAACUUUGAACCCUAUCUCAAAGCUUUGGGCAUCGCCGCACCUCUGAGAAAACUAGCAAACCUGACUACACCAACAGUUAUUAUCUCAGACCUUGGAAACG